Messenger RNA from Cooperia oncophora, 789 nucleotides. NCBI's taxonomy places the organism in Eukaryota, Metazoa, Nematoda, Chromadorea, Rhabditida, Trichostrongylidae. The record is from the annotation of a GenBank genome assembly.
AUGCAGUGUGACACUGUUCCCAGCAGUCUGCGCGCUUCGAAACGUAAUGCAUUUACAGCGGGCUCCGUGAUAUCCAUCGGAGGAGCUGUAAUCAAGCGGAGCCAAGGUACAGUACGAGAACCAGCUGAUUUUGCUCAUCCUAGUUCCGUGCACUGCAUUUUAGACCUGUCGAAUAUAUGUACAUUAUCGCUCAUUCUGAACGACUCAGCUUUCGUUGAUGUGGAGCCCCGCGACCCUGAAGCGGAAUGUCUUCAUCGACUGUUUCUUACUGGUCUAUUCGACACAACACCAUCGGAAGACUAUUUUACAUUUGAUGGCACAGCUCUUCGUGUGAUUGGUCGUCUCAGUGAAUACUCCACCGAAGCGUCAACUGUUAUGGCUAGGAUUUGUAGCAUUCAUUACGAAGCUUUGGUAUACCUAGGUUGCACCACGUGUAGAAGGUAUGCUAUUCAAGGUCCUGAUGGUGUUCAACCGUGCCAAAAUUGCCAAAGCAAGAAGGCUCGGUAUUUUUACUCCCUUCAUGCAGAGAUAGCGGACUUCAGCGGUGUAAUAGAAGUACACUUUUCUGACGAGGCUGCAGAGAAAUUGAUCGGGAAGCCGGCUGGUGGAAUGGUGAAGCUGCAUAAGGAUUUGUUACGAACUAAACUGUCUCCACUCUGCUAUCGUCCGAUGCUUUUCCGUAUUUCUCAGCAAAGUUCGAGAUGGUUCAUCGAUGACUGGAAACAACUCGAAAUUCCGCGAUUCAAACUGUUUCUGAAGAAUAUUGCUGAGCAAAAAGGUUACAAGUGA